Molecule: messenger RNA, 6305 nt
Organism: Arvicanthis niloticus (Nile rat)
Lineage: Eukaryota; Metazoa; Chordata; Mammalia; Rodentia; Muridae
Source: RefSeq, a predicted model, not a curated record
CGCGCUCGGCCGGGCGUCAGUGAGCGCUGCGCCCCGCGGUGCAGAUCGUCCCGGAGCGCCGGAGCCGCGGCUGAAGCGAGUAGCUGGCCGGAGGCGCGCGACGGAGCAGGCUGUCAUGCCCUAUUGAUCCCCCCCGCCCCCCGCCAAGUAUGUUUGGGCUGGACCAAUUCGAGCCCCAGAUCAACAGCCGGCACGCUGGUCAGGGCGAGGGGAACUUUAACGAAGCCGGACUGAGCAUGAACGCCCACUUUAAGGCUCCUGCUUUCCACGCCGGGCCUCCUCCUGGCCCCGUGGACCCUGCAAUAAGCGCUCUGGGCGAACCCCCGAUCUUGGGUUUGAACAUGGAGCCCUACGGCUUCCAUGCGCGCGGCCACUCCGAGCUGCACGCCGGGGGGCUGCAGGCGCAGCCUGUGCACGGCUUCUUCGGUGGUCAGCAGCCUCACCACAGCCACCCUGGAGGGCAUCAUCCGCACCAGCAUCACCCCCACUUUGGGGGCAACUUCGGUGGUCCGGACCCAGGUGCCUCAUGUCUGCACGGGGGCCGGCUGCUUGGCUAUGGAGGUGCAGCGGGCGGCCUGGGCAGCCAGCCUCCCUUUGCAGAGAGUUAUGAGCACAUGGCGGAGAGCCAGGGGCCGGAGGGCUUCGGCCCGCAGCGGCCAGGAAACCUCCCGGACUUCCACAGUUCGGGCACCUCGGGCCACGCCGUGCCUGCCCCGUGCCUGCCGCUGGACCAGAGCCCUAACCGGGCCGCCUCUUUCCACGGCCUGUCCGCCUCCAGCGGCUCGGAUUCUCACAGCCUGGAGCCCCGGAGGGUGACGAACCAAGGAGCCGUAGAUUCCCUGGAAUACAAUUACCCGAGCGAGCCGCCCUCAGGACAUUUUGACAUGUUUUCACCCUCUGACUCUGAAGGGCAGCUGCCACAUUAUGCUGCAGGUCGCCAGGUUCCCGGGGGCGCUUUCCCGGGUGCUUCGGCCAUGCCCAGAGCCUCAGGCAUGGUGGGUUUGUCCAAGAUGCACGGCCAGCCACCGCAGCCACCUCCACAACAGCAGCAACCGCAGCACGGAGUGUUCUUCGAGAGGUUUGGCGGGGCCCGAAAGAUGCCUGUGGGUCUGGAGCCUGCAGUGGGCUCCAGGCACCCGCUAAUGCAGCCUCCCCAGCAGGCCCCACCACCCCCGCAGCAGCAGCCCCCGCAGCAGCCUCCGCCACCACCCGGGCUUCUGGUCCGACAGAAUUCUUGCCCUCCUGCGCUCCCGCGGCCCCAGCAGGGUGAGGCUGGCACACCCAGUGGCGGCCUGCAGGACGGGGGCCCCAUGCUGCCCAGCCAACACGCACAGUUCGAGUAUCCCAUCCAUCGGCUAGAGAACCGGAGCAUGCACCCAUAUUCUGAGCCUGUUUUCAGCAUGCAGCAUCCCCCUCCUCAGCAGGCGCCCAACCAGAGGCUGCAGCAUUUCGAUGCGCCCCCCUACAUGAACGUGGCCAAGAGGCCGCGUUUUGACUUUCCCGGCAGCGCAGGCGUGGACCGCUGUGCCUCGUGGAAUGGCAGCAUGCAUAACGGCACCCUGGACAACCAACUCUCUCCCUCUGCCUACCCAGGCCUCCCAGGCGAGUUCACACCGCCUGUGCCGGACAGCUUUCCCUCGGGACCGCCCUUGCAGCACCCGGGGCCGGACCACCAGUCCUUGCAACAGCAGCAGCAGCAACAGCAGCAGCAGCAACAGCAGCAGCAGCAGCAACAGCAACAGCAGCAACAGCAGCAGCAGCAGCAGCAGCAACGCCAGAAUGCGGCCCUCAUGAUUAAACAGAUGGCGUCCCGGAACCAGCAACAGCGGUUGCGACAGCCCAACCUGGCCCAGCUAGGCCAUCCUGGGGACGUGGGCCAGGGUGGCCUGGUCCACGGAGGUUCCGUGAGCGGCUUAGCCCAGACGAACUUUGAGCGCGAAGGCGGUAGCGCAGGUGCGGGGCGCCUGGGUGGCUUUGAGCAGCAGGCACCCCACCUGGCGCAAGAGAACGCGUGGUUCCCGGGUCCACACCCUCCUGGCGACCUGCUGCCCCGGAGGAUGGGCGGCGCAGGGUUGCCUGCUGACUGCGGCCCGCACGACCCUAGUCUGGCGCCUCCCCCUGCUCCAGGUGGUUCAGGGGUGCUAUUCCGAGGCUCUCUGCAGGAGCCUCUGAGGAUGCCUGGGGAAGGCCACGUGCCCGCACUGGCCUCGCCCGGGCUGCAGUUUGGGGGCAGCUUGGCUGGCCUAGGCCAGUUGCAAUCGCCCGGGGCCGGUGUGGGACUGCCCAACGCUCAGUCAGAGCGACGGCCUCCGCCUCCGGACUUCCCCGCGCCAGCUCUCGGGGGCCAACCCGGCUUUCCAUUCGGCUCAGGCAGCCGGCAGGCCACGCCGCACAGCGCUCCAGGCGUGAAUUCGCCCCCGAGCGCGGGCGCAGGCAGCGGCAGCUCCGGUGCUGGCGGGGGCGCUUACCCGCCCCAGCCGGAUUUCCAACCCAGCCAGCGCAACUCGGCCAGUAAGCUGGGCGCGCUGUCGUUGGGGUCUUUCAACAAGCCCAGCUCUAAGGACAACCUGUUCGGCCAGAGCUGCCUGGCUGCGCUCUCCACUGCUUGCCAGAACAUGAUCGCUAGCCUGGGUGCUCCUAACCUCAACGUGACUUUCAACAAGAAGAACCCACCCGAGGGGAAGAGAAAACUGAGCCAGAACGAGCCCGACAGCGCGGUCGCAGCGGGUAACCCGGGCUCGGAUUACUUCCCCGGAGGGACUACUCCUGGGGCCCCUGGACCUGGAGGCCCUUCUGGGACCAGUGGUGGUGGCUCCAAAGCCUCAGGACCGCCCAAUCCUCCCAUCCAGGGGGACGGCACCAGCCUCUCCCCUAAUUACACCCUGGAAUCAACGUCGGGUAAUGAUGGCAAGCCUGUCCCUGGGGGCAGUGGCCGGGGAAGGGGACGCAGAAAACGGGACAGUGGUCACGUGAGCCCCGGGACCUUCUUCGACAAAUACUCCGCAGCUCCUGACAGUGGGGGCGCACCAGGGGUGAGCCCGGGGCAGCAGCAGGCUCCUGGUUCAGCCACUGGGGGAAGCUCAGUGAACGAGGCGGCCCGAGGGCCCACACCCCAUGAGAAGGCCCUCACAUCACCAUCGUGGGGAAAGGGAGCUGAGUUGCUCCUUGGGGACCAGCCGGACCUCAUGGCAUCUCUGGACAGCACAGCCAAAUCAGAUGGUAGUUCCCCGCACGUGAGUGAGUUCGCCUCUGAAGAGGUGAGCACAAGUUAUGCGAAUGAGGACGAAGUGUCCUCCAGUUCUGACAAUACUACAGCCCUGGCCAAAGCCAGCCGAAGUCCCCUGGUGACCAGCUCACCCAAACUCCCUCCUCGAGGGGUGAGUGCUGGGGAACACACACCGAAGGCUUCUGCCCUGGGCCUGGGCAUCCUGUCUACCUCUACCUCGACCCCUGACAGCUAUGGUGGGGGCGUGGGCACCGGACAUCCCGGCACACCAGGCCUGGAGCAGGUCCGGACCCCAACGAGCAGCAGCGGUGCGCCGCCUCCUGACGAGAUUCAUCCCCUGGAGAUCCUCCAAGCCCAGAUCCAGCUGCAGAGACAACAAUUUAGCAUCUCGGAGGACCAGCCCCUGGGGCUCAAGGGCGGCAAAAAAGCCGAGUGUGCUGUAGGGGCCUCGGGAGCACAGAAUGGUGACAGCGAGUUGGGAAGCUGCUGCUCCGAAGCAGUCAAGAACGCCAUGAGCACCAUCGAUCUGGACUCCCUGAUGGCGGAACACAGCACUACCUGGUACAUGCCGCCUGACAAGGCCCUGGUGGAUGGUGGAGACGAUGACAAGACGCUGGCACCCUGGGAGAAGGCCAAGUCCCAGAACCCCAACAACAAAGAAGCCCAUGACCACCCCACCAACAAGGCCUCAGCCACCCAGCCCGGCAGUCACCUGCAGUGCCUGACUGUCCACUGCACAGAUGGUGACCCCAAGGCCCGCACCUCCGUACCCACCUGGCGAUCUCUUCACUCUGACAUCUCCAACCGAUUUGGGACAUUUGUGGCCGCCCUGACUUGAGCCCACGGGAGCUGCCGCCCUAACCACCACAAGGGCCUCUGUGGCUGAAAAGACUCUUUACAUUUUUGUUUUAUUUUGGUCUAGGUUGGUACUUGCUUAGUGGCACUCAGAAUGGAAAGGGUUCAUUUAAAGGGGCUGAGGAAGGUGAGAAAAAAGAACCUCAAAAAGUUAUCUUAAAGAAACCGUGUGCCACACCGUGCCACACCCGUGUCAUCUUCAGCAGCACACGCUGGCCGGCACAAGCCUUUUUCCUGCUAGAGAACCCCCAUUUCCUGUAUUCGGCGUGUGUUCUAGAAGGCUCUUGCCUUGUCUAAGCCCAGCCAGGGAUACCUGUAAACACCUUUUUAAAAUUCUCUUUGAUUCUUUCCCCUCCUUUUCUGUUUGCUUUGUUCAUCCCUACGGAGAUACUGGAGGAUAGUGUCCUGGAGCAUUCCCCGGGUGGAAUCCACAAGGUCAUGGCAGUGUUGACUGGAGACAGACACUGAAUAGCUCAAGAAGCUUUCAGGCACUGGGUUUGUUUGUUUUGUUUUUGUUUUUGUUUUUUUUUUUUUUUUCUGUUCCCUGAGAACUUGCAGAGAGAGGUCCUUAGCCUUUACCGAGCUUCCAUUCUUCCCACUGGGCGCUGUCCCUCUGGUCCCUCUUGGAUAGUGAGCUGGAUGCUGGGAUGCAGCCUGUCAGGGUCUUGAGCAUCCUCUCCUUCACUGAAGUCACAGUACCGUCUGCCUUCUCUGUGGCCUUGUGAUCCUUAUGGGGCACAAGGGAGGGUCCGUCAGUUGUCCAAGGGACUUGGCCCUGCUCUCCCAGAUGGCGGCCAGGGUGCCUCAGCUCCCCACUUCCACCUAGCAUAGAGCACCCUAAGUGAUUCCAUCCCUGGGAAGAAGGAUUGGGGCGGUCAGACUCAGGCCGAGACAUUCUUUGGUCCUGCAAAGAUCCAGGAGGGAAGGAGAAUAGGUUGAGUCUUCAUGAUGCCCUUCCCCGGGCCUCAUGUUUCCUUUGUGGGAUGUCUCCUGCUCUUUUGAUUUGGUUCCAUUCUGAUUUAAAAGCAGAGCUCUGCCCAGUGUGUCCCCCUGGGAGAGACGCUUCUGCCUAAGCAGAGAGCAGCAGAGAUUGUCUAGCUGACUGACAGCUUAGUAUCAUCUGCACUCUGCCAACCUAUGUGGCCCUCUGCUAUUCUGUGGAGUCGUACAUCCCUGGGAGGGUCAGGCCAGGGCCAGCACUCCUGUUUCAGCUCGGUCUUUGUUGUCAGUGUGUCUCCUUAAUUACUCCUUUCUGAGACCCCCUUCCCUUUCCUAGCAAGAGGUCCGAAGCUCGGGUCUCUCCAGACGCCCAUCUUGUUUGUGUCAAGGGACUUUCAACUGUGGUAGCCCCUUGCCAAAAGUGGGCUAUCUCCCUCAAGUCCUCCUUCUCUAACUCGUGGCUGAGGCCUGAGCCCUCGGGGUCUGCACUUGCCGCCUGGGCAGUGUGAUGGGGGGCUCAGAGGGCAGAACCAGGUGACAUGGCUGGUGAGCAGGAAGGGCCCUCUGCUCUGUGCUCAAAGCAGUUAGAGGAUGGCUUCCCUCCUCCACGGGCCACAGGAGCAUCGCUCAGAGUUUGUGACAUCUUAGCUGUCUGAGGGUGCCAGCCUUUCACUCCCCAAACAAGAAUGACAGUUUUCAGUGCUUAAGGCUGGGGAUGAGCGUGCUAAUGGCCGUCAGUGAACUUCCCAGCAUCAACUCCACACGCAGCGUGUGGCUCAGGUCACCCGGAAGUGUGGCUCAGGUCACCCGGAACCCGGAAGUGUUCAGUGUUAUCUGUUCUCACUCCCCACGACCCCCGGGGUGGAACAGCUUUUAAAAUAGCCUUAAGCAAAAGGACAUCGUGUCAUUAAAUUUGGUUUAGCGGAAAGAAUAAAAGUAGAAGAAAACCACGCCCGAAGCGCAGGAGCCUGGGAACACUGUAAUCAGUACGCAGCCGACUCCAGUAGAGAGAAGGAAAUCGCUAUUGCACAUGUAUAAUAUGAACCCUUAACCCUGCGGUGCGGUGCGCGAGCCUGUAAGCUUUUUUGACUCUUAAAGAAAACCAUUUCUGAAUGCUUGGUUGGAAGACAGUGACUGACAAUAGCUCAUGAAACUGAGUGGUAUUUUUCUUUCUUUUUUUAAAAAAAAUAUGUAAAGUUGAGUCUUCCGUAUUCACGCAUACUGUAUAUACGUGUAUAUGUUUUGCUGAGCAGCUUAAAUAACAAUAAAUACAAUGUUAACGGUG